UAAAUAAAAUAUACUCUUCAUGUAAAUUUCAAAUUCAUGUUCUCUUUAGUUUCUCUAUUUAAAGCAUCAUUACACAUUGGUUGUCUAUAACCAUAACCACAUUUUCAACAACAAAAAAACCUUUCAACCAUGAUUCUCCAUAUUCAUCUAUCUAUAUUAUUCUCCUACAUUGCACUCCUUCACCUCAUUUCCAUCACAUUAGCUCAAUCUGAAAACUAUAUCAUCCACAUGAACCUAUCAGCUAUGCCUAAGUCAUUCACAACCCAUCACACAUGGUACCAAUCAACUCUUUCUUCUGCAUUAGAUAAUUCACAAUUCACAACAACCAAUAAUCUCAACUCUCAAACUUCUUCUAAGUUAAUUUACACCUACACACACGUUAUGAAUGGUUUUAGUGCUAAUUUAUCACCAGAAGAACAUGAAUCCCUCAAAACUUUACCGGGUUAUAUUUCUUCGUUACCUGAUUUACCUGUGAAGCUUGACACAACAUACUCACCUCAAUUCCUUGGUCUCAAUCCAAGCAAAGGCGCUUGGCACGACUCGAACUUUGGUAACGACGUAAUUGUUGGCUUAAUCGACACCGGAGUUUGGCCAGAAAGUGAUAGUUUCAAAGACCAUGGAAUGACCAAACUUCCUUCAAAGUGGAAAGGACAAUGCGAAAACAGCAUCCAUUUCAAAAAAUCACUUUGUAACAGAAAACUCAUUGGUGCUAAAUUCUUCAACAAAGGAUUAUUAGCCAAAGAUCCAAACAUAACCUUAGGAUUAAACUCCACACGUGACACAGAAGGUCAUGGAACCCACACUUCAACAACAGCAGCUGGAAGUAGAGUUGAUGAAGCAUCAUUCUUUGGUUAUGCAGCUGGAACUGCUUCUGGAAUAGCUUCAAAUUCGCGUGUUGCAAUGUAUAAAGCUAUUUGGGAAGGUGGAAGGUUAUCAUCUGAUGUAGUAGCUGCAAUUGACGCCGCAAUAUCAGACGGUGUCGAUGUUCUUUCAUUAUCAUUUGGUGUUGAUGAUGUACCUUUGUAUGAAGAUCCUGUAGCUAUAGCAACAUUUGCAGCUAUGGAAAAAGGUGUUUUUGUUACUACUUCAGCCGGAAAUGAAGGACCUGAACAUAAAACUAUUCACAAUGGAACACCUUGGGUCAUAACUGUUGCUGCUGGAACUAUGGAUAGAGAUUUUCAAGGGACUCUUACACUUGGAAAUGGUAACACAAUCAUGGGUUUGUCUCUUUAUAUAGGAAAAUUUCCUUCUAACAAUGUUCCAAUUGUUUUCAUGGGUUUAUGUGACAAUGUUAAGGAAUUGAAAAAAGUGAAAAGCAAGAUUGUGGUGUGUGAAGACAAGAAUGGAACUAGUGCCUAUGAUCAACUCAAUAAUUUGGUUGAAGCAAAAUGUUUUGGAGCUGUUUUGAUUUCAAAUGUCUCAGAUGCAUCCCUUACACAGAACUUUGCAUCCAUCAUUAUUAAUCCAAUCAAUGGUGAAAUUGUUAAAGCAUACACCAAGAGUUAUAACUCUAACUCUAAAAACUCUAGUUCUAUAGCAAACAUGUCUUUCAAGAAAACAGUUUUUGGAACAAAACCAGCCCCUAGUGUUGAUUCUUAUAGUUCAAGAGGUCCAUCAAAAAGUUGUCCAUUUGUUUUGAAACCCGACGUUACUGCGCCCGGUACUUCAAUCCUAGCGGCAUGGCCUACAAAUGUUCUUGUUUCGCAUUUGGGGACUAAAGAAGCUUUAAGCAAUUUCAAUAUGAUAAGUGGAACAUCUAUGGCAUGUCCUCAUGUUGCGGGCGUAGCCGCACUUUUAAAAGGCGCGCAUAGUGAUUGGAGCCCCGCGGCUAUUCGGUCGGCAAUUAUGACAACAUCAGACAUACUUGACAAUACUAAGAAACAUAUUAAAGACAUUGGAAAAGGUAACAAAGUCGCAACUCCUUUCGCAUUGGGAGCUGGUCAUGUUAAUCCUAAUAGAGCACUUGAUCCUGGUCUUGUUUAUGAUGUUGGUGUUCAAGAUUAUGUUAAUCUUCUUUGUGCACUUAACUACUCGCAUAAAAACAUCACUACCAUCACAAGAUCCUCCUCUAAUGAUUGCUCAAAACCUUCUUUAGAUCUUAACUACCCUUCUUUUAUUGCUUUCUUCGAUAGUGGAAAUUCUUCUUCGAAGACAAUACAUGAAUUUCGGAGAACAGUUACCAACGUUGGUGAGGGACAAACAAUUUAUGUUGUUAGUAUUACUCCUAUUAAAGGUUUUAGUAUUAGUGUUAUCCCAAACAAGUUAGUGUUUCAUGAGAAGAAUGAAAAGUUGAGCUUCAAGUUGAGGAUUGGAGUUGAUAGAAUGACAAAAUUAAAGAAAGUGAGUUUUGGAUAUCUAAGUUGGAUGGAUGUGAAGCAUGUGGUGAGGAGUCCUAUUGUGAUCACAACCAUGAAAUGAAAUCCUAGAUUUUUAUGUUAUAUGAUUGAAGAGGUUAUUAUCAUAUGAAUCAAGUGAAAAUGUAACUUAAAUAAGAAAAUAUUUGAUAAAUAAUAUUCAUUUCUCACUUGACCAAA
This is a messenger RNA of Lathyrus oleraceus (garden pea), 2534 nucleotides long. Its product is annotated as subtilisin-like protease SBT3. Bases 130 to 2418 code for a protein of 762 amino acids. Gene Ontology annotation, biological process: proteolysis. Gene Ontology annotation, molecular function: serine-type endopeptidase activity. The transcript has a single exon. The record is from RefSeq and is a predicted model, not a curated record. NCBI's taxonomy places the organism in Eukaryota, Viridiplantae, Streptophyta, Magnoliopsida, Fabales, Fabaceae.